UCAAGGUAGCAACUGGGAAGUGGAAGCAGAUCAGCAAAUACUGUCCCCUUGAUCUCUACUCAGGAAACAAACAGAGAAUGCACUUUGCCUUGAAGAGUUUGCUGCAGGAGGCACAGAACAACUUGAAGAUAUUUAAGAAUGGUGAGCUGAUUUACGGCUGCAAAGAUGCCCGGAGCCCCGUGGCUGACUGGAGCGAGCUUGCACACCACCUGAAGCCGUUCUUCUUCCCUUCCAACGGCCUGGCCAGUGGGCCCCACUGCACAAGGGCUGUGAUCAGGGAGCUGGUGCACGUGAUCACACGGGUGCUGCUGAGUGGCUCGGACAAGGGCCGGGCAGGCACCCUGAGUCCGGGGCUCGGGCCUCAGGGCCCGCGAGUCUGCGAAGCCAGCCCUUUCAGUAGGAGCCUUCGCUGCCAAGGAAAAAACACCCCAGAGCGCUCGGGGUUACCGAAGGGCUGUCUUCUGUACAAAACCCUCCAGGUGCAGAUGUUGGACCUGCUGGACAUCGAAGGCCUCUACCCUCUGUACAACCGGGUUGAGCGAUACCUGGAAGAGUUUCCCGAGGAGAGAAAAACCUUACAAAUAGAUGGGCCUUAUGAUGAAGCAUUUUACCAGAAGCUGCUUGACCUUUCCACUGAGGAUGACGGGACAGUGGCCUUCGCGCUAACGAAGGUGCAGCAGUACCGCGUCGCCAUGACUGCCAAGGACUGCUCCAUCAUGAUUGCACUGUCUCCCUGUCUGCAGGAUGCCAGCUCUGAUCAAAGGCCUGUCGUCCCUUCAUCGAGGUCCAGGUUUGCCUUUUCCGUGUCUGUGCUGGACCUUGACCUCAAGCCCUACGAGAGCAUUCCCCAUCAGUAUAAACUGGACGGCAAGAUCGUCAACUAUUAUUCAAAGACUGUACGUGCCAAAGACAACGCCGUGAUGUCGACUCGGUUCAAGGAAAGCGAAGAUUGCACAUUAGUUCUCCACAAGGUCUAACUCUUUCCCUGCAGUGUCUUUGAAACUUGAACAUAAUGUGAAGGCUGAAUGAUAGAGAUAUUUUCUGUUGUGUUGGGUGACCUUUGGUUGUGAAUGUUUUUGCUUUUAACCCCUUUUGAGGUGGGAUUGCCUCUUGGAGACAUGGAAUUGAAGAGCACUAGAAACAACUUCCUGGACAAGGAAUGUAGGAAGUGAGUGCUGUGUCCCAGGAAGCUGCUCACACUCUUAAAAUGGAAGUGUCCGUUAAGCCCUGGGAAGACGUUCUGGAUAGUUCUUCUUUCCCAACCAGGGCUCAUGUCUGAUUCUCUAAUGCGAAAAGCCUUAUUCUAAGACCCAAGGUUUGGAUCUGCUACCACCAGACUCCUAACAUAGAAAACUUGAAUUGUCACAUACAUUUUACAGUUUGGACUUUUAAGAAAACAUGGAUACUACUGGAACUUCCCCCAGCUGAGUUACAUGGUCACUUUUUCAGUGCAAGCCACAUAUCAACACAGGUUUUUAGGUGGUUCCCUGCUGCACAGCGUGACCUCGUGGUCGCGCAGAUGCCGAUUCUGAGCAGUGUAGACUCAGGGUCCCUGUGGAGGUGCUGAAGCCCACAGUUCCACACAGGGCAGCAGGGAGCGCAAGGCUCAGGUCAGGAUGGACACCACUCAUGCGAGCAUUGACCUUUUUUUUUUUGCUUUACAAUUUAAUCUUUCACAUGAGGGGGAGAUGAGCUGUUCUUUCCCACUAAAAAUUGCUGCUGUAGAAGUUGGAGGUGGAGCUGUGACUGGCUGAGCUGCUGUGGCCGGGCUGGGCAGUGUGCCCCAACAGCUCAGUGCUUUCCUGACACUCCAGUGUCUGGGGUGGUUGAGGAGCGAGUUCUCUCUUCCUCCCAGACCAAGUUCCUCCCUCGGGUUUGCCUUGAGACGUGUUGCGUUUUUGGGCCCCGUGGCCUCUCCCUGUUAGGCUGCCACAGGCCCUGCUUCUGGAAGGUGAACAGCUCCUGGCUGCUGCCGAGAGGGUUCUCGUUGGGGUCACCAAAGUGUGCCCGGCUGCUAUGAAAAACGUUGGGAAUCUUGGUUUCAGUUUUUUAUUCUAUGCUAGGUUGUACAGACUUAUUUAUAUCAUCGUUUUGAGGGACUAAUGGAGGCUUAUUGUAACAUAUAAUAUUAGUGAAACCAUGGAAUUAUAUGAAAAUGAUACAUGAGAAAUAAGGAAACUAUUUUGCUGAUUGUAAAUUUUUGUGGGAAAUUUUGUGAUAACUUGAGAAUUAUACUUGUUUGAAUCAAGGCAACUCUUCUAGAAUUUAUUGUUCAAUUCUGUCAUAUUUACUUCUAAUUCUACUCUCAGAGGUGCAAAAAGAUACUUAUCUAACUGGACACUUUUACUGUUUUCUUCUCACUUCCAAUGACACCGUCUCAUACACACGGGUCCUGUGUGCUGGGAUGGGGGCUUUGGUGAAGUGCACGGAGCUCACGGACAAGCCGCAGGCUCUGGGAAGCGUGGAGGUAGUGGCCGUUGAGUACUGUCUUGACCCAAGGGAGUUCACUGUUGCUGGGCUGGGGCUGGGGCAGCCUGGUUUGGGAUGAUUUUGCCCAUUGUCACGGUGUGUGGAGGAUGCUGGGUCCUGGGUUCAAGUGCACAUGUGAGGGAACCCCAGUCCGUGGGAAGGUGGGCUGGGCUCCCUAGGUCCUUCAGGGCUGCAAGAGUUAUUGCCUAGCACAGGGCCCAGACAGGGCUGGACUAGACACGAUGAAAACAGCCUGUAUUUGAGGGAGAAGAGAAAACAGAUGGAGACCCCCACUCUGUCUGGUCUUGGCUCCCACCAGCCCGGGCUGUGAGGAGCCCCUGAGCCGCGGGUGCCACUGCUGUGGAUGCGUUUCUGGCCCGUCUUGGAAACUGCUGCUGCUGCGUAGUCAUGACGGCCCUGACUGGUUUGAGACAACACGCGUUCACAGAUCUUAACAAUGCUAAAUGGGCGACUGAUGAGGUCACGGUUCUUAAGGCACAUCCGGGACGAUCGAUAUAGCACUUAGGCUAUGCAGGGGGGUCUUUCUUUCAUAAAGGACCUCAUUCCUUGCGUCCCAGCCCAGGAACAGUGCUGUCUUUGCUGUCUUAGGCCAUUCUUGUUAUUAAGCUGACAGCUUCACUUUCUUGUGGAAGACCAAGAACAGCAUGAGGACUUGCUGAGACUGCCUCACGGUGCCACCAUGCGGACCGGGGGGAGGCAGGGAGUGAGGGUGUGGCUCCCCUGGGCUACUAAGGACAGUUUAAAGAUGAGGCGCCAUAGGCAUCCGUCUCCAGAGCCCCCAGGAGGCAGGAACCAGGAUAAGGGUGGCUUCUCCCAGCUGAGUAAUGUGGCCACCAUGUCCAAGGUGGACUCGGUGUGAGGCUGCAGUGGGUGGGGGAUGGAUCCUCCCCACACAUCUGAGGACACACAACCACUUGGUACAUUUUCUCAGAUGUUAAGCUUAUUUUUAUAAACCACAUUGUACGUGUCACUUUUAUUUGGCAUUUUAUACUUAACUAGUUGUAUUUAUUUUUCAUGUCAUGAGAGUUUCCAUAUAAUGUGCCAUAACUGCAUAGACAGCACGUCUUCAGGGUGUGGUUUCUAAGCAGAAAAUAGCAAAUGUUUAUAUUGAAUAAAAUUGCAUGUUCCUCCACGCA
Molecule: messenger RNA, 3626 nt
Organism: Homo sapiens (human)
Lineage: Eukaryota; Metazoa; Chordata; Mammalia; Primates; Hominidae
Gene: IPPK
Product: inositol-pentakisphosphate 2-kinase
Cellular component (GO): nucleus; cytoplasm
Molecular function (GO): inositol-1,3,4,5,6-pentakisphosphate 2-kinase activity; ATP binding
Source: RefSeq, marked reviewed